AUGGCAACAGGUCCCCCUGAGGUGUUGGAGAAAGACUUGGGAUGCCUCGAGGCCACCGACAAGCUGCCCGGGCAGGCGGGGAGCGCUCAGAGGCGGCCAAGGAAAGACGGGAGAAAAGAUGCAGACGCGACGGUGAGCAGCGACGGUGAGAGCGGUGGAGCCCAUGGGCUAGAGGAGGCAAGGACGCGGCUUGGCAUCUCUGAGCGUGAUCCGGACAAGCCUGAGCUGAGCAUGCCAGAGCCAGCGCCGCUCGGCGUGGACAAGAAGAAGCGGGUGGAGAAGGUGGGAGCCAAAAGCGGCACCGCUGGGCCUCCAGUCCCCAAGAGCCUCCCUGUGCAAAGGAAGGUGGAGCCCCCCAGCCUGGACCCCACCGAGGAGCCGCUCCUCUGGGAAGGGCUCACCCUCAACAAGUGCAUCCUGGUGGCCUCCGUCGUCGCCCUGCUCAGCGUCACCUUCCAGGUGCUCCAAGCGCCGUGCCCCAGGGAGGGAGUCAGCCACGGCAGGCAGGACCCUCCACCGCCUCCUGUGCAUGAGGCCCCUCCAGUGGUAGUCAGCACCAAGGAGGAAGAGGUCCAAGAAGAGGUGACCGCUCAGCCUCCCCGGCCCGAGAGCAGCGCGGUUGAAGAUGAUGAUGGUGAUGAAGAUGGUGAUGACUAUGGUGACGAUGAUGCUGAUAGCAACCUGGCAGAGCCCUGGAUCUUCAAAAAGUGGUUUGGCCGCUCAACGCCAGAGGAUGAGGAUGAGGAUGAAGAGCCCACAGAUGUCCCUGAGGUGCCACCAGCUGCAGUGGAGGUGAAGAAGAGCCAGGAGAAGAAGCCAGAGAAGAAGGAGGAAAAGAAGGAGGAGAAGCCAGAGAAGAAGGAAGAGAAGCCAGAGAAGAUGGAGGAAAAGCCGGAGAAGAAGGAGGAGAAGGUCCGGGAGAGCCGUCCCACGCAGGCAGAGCGGAGUAGCCGGAGGGAGGCGCGAGCAAAGGACAGGGCAUUGGGGGACAAGGCUGGCCGAGCCCCCAGGACCCCCCGGGAGCCUGAGCAGCAGCCCCAGAGGAAGCGGGUCCGAGAGGGGAAGGAGAGUCGGCGAGAACGGGAACGGGAGCGGGACGAGCCCAGGAAGGAGGGCUGGAAGGGCCGUCCUGGCAGGGGCGAUGGUGGCAGGGAGAGCCCAAAGCGGGACUGGCGGCAGCAGAAGGGCAGGAAGCCCUGGGAGUCAACGGCCUCUCCAGGGAAGGAUGGCAUCGCCAGGCCCAGGGAAGGCAAGAGACGCGACUGAAACUGGGGC
Molecule: messenger RNA, 1275 nt
Organism: Cuculus canorus (common cuckoo)
Lineage: Eukaryota; Metazoa; Chordata; Aves; Cuculiformes; Cuculidae
Gene: JSRP1
Product: junctional sarcoplasmic reticulum protein 1
Exons: 7
Coding region: 1-1266 (421 amino acids)
Source: RefSeq, a predicted model, not a curated record